AUGGUCAUCCUUCAAUGCGGUUGGGCGACUCUGUUCGCCAACCUCCUGUUGCCAGUGGGCAUUCUUAUCUUUUCCUCCGGAUUCUUCCCCUAUAAGCCUCUCCUGCCCGGUCUAGCAACAUUCAACGAAAUUGACCGAAAUGCCACGUCUCCGGUCUUUGACAAAGUCAUCUUCAUGGUGGUGGAUGCACUGCGCAGUGACUUUGUUUACUCGAAUGAAUCCGGAUUCUUGUUUACCCAAAGCCUGAUUCGAGAGGGGGCUGCACUGCCUUUUACUGCCCAUGCAAGCUCGCCCACGGUGACGAUGCCCCGAUUGAAAGCGAUGACCACGGGGUCGGUCCCUUCGUUCUUGGACGUUAUUCUGAACAUUGCCGAGUCAGAUACAUCAUCAACUCUUGCGUAUCAAGACACAUGGCUCGCGCAAUUAAAGGCCAGAGGAGAUCAGCUUGUCAUGUACGGGGAUGAUACGUGGCUUAAACUUUUCCCAGGGAUGUUCGAUCGAGCAGAUGGAACGACGAGCUUUUUUGUAUCGGACUUCAUAGAAGUUGACCGCAAUGUGACUCGGCAUGUGCCUCAUGAACUUGCUCGAAGUGACUGGUCAGCUAUGAUCAUGCAUUAUCUGGGCCUGGACCAUAUUGGUCACAAAUCAGGUCCGAAAAGUCCCUUUAUGGCAUCAAAACACCAAGAGAUGGAUGCAGUGGUGAACGAAAUCUAUACAGCGAUGCAGCAAAAGUCGCACCUUCAAUCCACUCUUUUCGUUUUGUGUGGUGAUCAUGGUAUGAACGAUGCUGGAAAUCACGGCGGCUCAUCCGCCGGGGAAACAUCCCCGGCACUGCUUUUCAUAUCUCCCAAAUUGCAGGCCCUGGGAGCUCAAUUGCAAAGCCCCAUUGAACAGUUGGAUGACCUCCAGUACUAUCAGACGGUCGAGCAAGCAGAUAUUACUCCAACCCUAGCGGGCCUUCUCGGCAUGCCGAUUCCUUUGAACAGCCUGGGCGUUUUUAUCCCAGAGUUUCUUGAUAUGUGGGAUUCCGGAGCUCAAAAACUACAUAUCUUGGGGCGCAAUGCUCAACAAUUACUGAACACGAUAAAAGCUACGUUCCCGAACUCUGCUUUUGACGACGACACAAUUGCAUCAAGUUGUGCAUCGGGUGCAGACUCCGGCAUUGAAGGCGCGCAGUGCGCCUGGGCACAAGUCCAGCAGCUUCGUUCAAGUAAUAUCUCGGCGGAUGAGGCCUUCUCGAUGAUCGGUCCAGCUUUGAUGCGAUUCUCGCGGGUCGCACAGGACGUAAUGAGCAGCACUGCUAGUAACUACGAUGUUUCCAGACUCUGUCUAGGCUUAAUGGUCACAGCCAUUGCGGUCUUGUUGGUUUCGCGGACCGUAUUCCACGAAUGCACGCGUUCCGCACACACUGGGGUGUUCUUGGUAUUUAUGAUCAUCGGCUAUGGCAGCAUGAUGUUUGCAAGCAGCUAUGUCGAAGAGGAGCAGCAGUUCUGGUACUGGAUCUGGUCCGGAUGGAUGUUCUACCUCCAUAUCAGAUUUGAAGCAUCUCGGCUCAGCUCUCGAAGCACCGCCGGUUCGCCUCCAGCUCGCUAUGCUGCUCUAGCCACUCUUGGGCUCGCGAUCUCCCAACGAUUUCUCAGACGAUGGAAUCAAACCGGCCAAAAGUUCGCUGCAGAACCAGACAUCGCCCGCAAAUUCUUUCCCGGCCAUCCUGCCGUCUUUUGGGGCUUGGUGAUUCUGACGUAUGUCGAUGCUGGUCGUCAUCUUUUCAAGAGUCUGCCAUCCGUGGCGUUGCUCCGUCUAAGCGCCUUGGUGCUUACAGCACUGGCCUUCAUGUUCAAAGUGAACUUCGCAGCCGCUGAUUCUCCCGAACUCCUUAUUGACUCCUUUAUAUCAAGGGCUGUGGGGACAUGGCCAGACAGUUUUUCUUUGGUUUGGCAAGCAAGACUUGUAUUUGGUGGUCUAGCCUGUUAUGUAUUAUUGGCAUUCUUCAUUCAGAAACGGUCAGGGAACGCGCGAACCCCGAGCACCCUCUUUCAUGAAGCUCUCAAUCUGUUUCUGAUGAUGCAGUCCAGAGCCACCAACAUUCCACUGUUCCUUGUAUUCCGCGUGCAAGCCAUGAUUCUUUCUGCGAUGAGUCUCGAGGGUAUUCAAGUGACCGUGACGACACUUAUACUGCAGUACAUGACUUUCUUUGCGUUUGGAGGCUCGAACGCAAUUUCUUCGGUAGAUUUGUCGAGUGCCUAUAACGGCAUUGGGAGCUAUAGCGUGAUCCUGGUGGGGGUUCUGACAUUUGUGAGUAACUGGGCAGGCCCCAUUUGGUGGGCUUCCAUGAGCAACCUGCUCAGGCCGCAACGAGACUCGGGAGUUCACAGUCCUGCUGCGUUGUCGACAUUUCAUAUAGCAGCGUCACUGGUUUCUGUGAUGGCUGCUUGUACAGCCCUGAGGACCCAUCUUUUCAUUUGGACCGUAUUUUCGCCCAAGUAUCUCUAUACCAUCGCAUGGGCGACAGCGAAUCACGUUGCGGUAAACAUGCUGGGAGGGAUCGGUCUCUCGUAUCUUCCAGCUCGGAAAUGA
Molecule: messenger RNA, 2577 nt
Organism: Penicillium cinerascens
Lineage: Eukaryota; Fungi; Ascomycota; Eurotiomycetes; Eurotiales; Aspergillaceae
Gene: las21
Product: mannose-ethanolamine phosphotransferase LAS21
Exons: 7
Coding region: 1-2577 (858 amino acids)
Biological process (GO): GPI anchor biosynthetic process
Cellular component (GO): endoplasmic reticulum membrane
Source: RefSeq, a predicted model, not a curated record